This is a messenger RNA of Leguminivora glycinivorella, 3215 nucleotides long. RefSeq names its product protein YIF1B (gene Yif1). Gene Ontology annotation, cellular component: COPII-coated ER to Golgi transport vesicle; Golgi membrane; endoplasmic reticulum membrane. The coding region runs from base 135 to 1277 and encodes 380 amino acids. The transcript is spliced from 7 exons. Lineage: Eukaryota; Metazoa; Arthropoda; Insecta; Lepidoptera; Tortricidae. Gene Ontology annotation, biological process: endoplasmic reticulum to Golgi vesicle-mediated transport. The record is from RefSeq and is a predicted model, not a curated record.
ACGUGAAACGUCAAACCAAAAAUUGAGACAAGUCGCUGAUGAUGUGUUUAAUUCAGCGAAAUAACUGAAAAAGCCUGCUAAUUAGAUUCUGAAUAUGUUUCUACUUCACUGCUAGCACAUAAAUUAACUUAGAAAUGAAUUUCAAUGCUUCCAGAAACGUGGGUCAGGCCGGAGGUCUGCGGAAGGCGAAGCGGGUGAGCGACGUGGCGGCGAUGGGCGCGCCGGCGCCGCCGCCGCCGGCGUACAGCCCGGCGCCCGGCUUCAGCCCCGCGCCCUCCUACAGCCCGACGUUCGGCGCGCCGCCGCACCAGGAGGGCAUUCAGCUCGACGCGGGACAGGACUUUGGCGCGCCCCAGCAGCCACCUAAUUAUGGUUACAUGGGAGGAUACCCUCAGUCUCCGAUGGCGGCCAUGGCGUCACCGGGUCAGAUUGGCUCCAUGCUGCAACAACCUGUUGUACAGGACAUGGCCCUGCAGUACGGCAACCAGUUAGCAGCAGCAGGGCGCGAGGCGGUGCAGCGCGAGCUGGGCCGCUACGUGCCGGUGGCGCGGCUGCGGUACUACUUCGCCGUGGACACGCGCUACGUGCUGCGCAAGCUCAUGCUCAUACUGUUCCCCUACACACACAAGGAUUGGAUGGUAAAAUACGACCAAGAGAGCCCAGUUCAGCCGCGUUACGAUCUAAACGCGCCCGACCUGUACCUGCCGGCCAUGGGCUACGUCACUUACGUACUAUUAGCGGGCUUCAUGCUUGGGCUCCAGCACCGCUUCUCCCCCGAGCAGAUCAGCAUGCAGGCGUCGAGCGCGCUCGCGUACAUCGUGUUCGAGAUGCUCGUCUACACCGUCACGCUCUACGUCACGCACACACACACCAACCUGCGCACGCUCGACCUGCUCGCCUACUCCGGCUACAAGUACACCGCCAUGAUAGCCAGCCUGCUGGCGGCGCUGCUGGCCGGUCGGACGGGGUACUACAGUAUGCUGGGGUACUGUAGUGUCGCGCUGUCUUACUUCUUGGUGAAGACCCUCCGCGUGCAGGUGCUGGCGGGCUCGGCGGCGCCCGCGCCCGCGGCGGCGGCGGCGGGCUCCGGCUACGGCGCGCCGUACGCGGCCGCCGGCAGCCCCUACGCCGACGCCUACCAGCCCGCGGGCGGCACCAAGCGCCGCGUCUACUUCCUGCUGUUCGUGGCCGUCACGCAGCCGCUGCUGUGCUGGUGGCUCACCUACCAUCUGGUGCCCGCUGCGGCGGUAGCUGCGGUGCCGGUCGCGACGCGAUAGCGGUAUCACAGUCCCUGAAGCGAAACAUGCUAAGAAAUGGUCGGUUGUUAAAAUACUGACACGCGUUACGUACGAUUUCGAGCGAACGUCGCCCCGGGCGCCUUAUGCCGCCCCGACUCCGACCCCUCCGGCGGGACCGCGAGGCGCGUCUAUUUCUUUACACUUGUGGCUGUGACGCUGCCGCUGUCCCGCCGGUGGCUCGCCUACCAUACAAAAAUAUAAAAGUGUCUAUCAUAUAAAACUAAAUAAAUUAUCUGCCUGCUCCCAUCCUAUUUUCACGUCAAUCCGUGAAAUGACCGAUUGUGAAUCUUAUUUCUACGACAUAAGGUCUACCUAUAGUCGGUCACUCGUAUUGCUCGUCAACACACCAGCUUAAACAUAUUUAGACCUUGUGUCUUUACAAUAAGGCUGAUGAACUAUCAAUGUAUAAAGCCACGUCAUUUUCCUACUAAAAUGACCAUUCGUAAGCGGGCUAUGUGCUGUCAUUACCGUAAUGAACCCUGUAAUAUAAUUAGCAGAGUCGUUAGGACAGAGCCGAUCUCAUUUACGAAUUACAUUACAAAAACAACUUGUGUUUGUGACGUUCUAUGCCUAAAGGCGUUAGAGGCCAAACGCGAUAAGUUGCAUGAUACCCUGCAGCCGGACCACCUGGCCUUAUUGUGCUCAGAUCACAAUGGUGGAAUAGGCCCUUGAUGGUCCGGCUGGAGAGAAUCACGUGACAAUUUGGGCAAACUUGUUACUGAAAUUCGAACUGUGUGCAAUUUUCCAGGGUUCGAGGAUAUAUAUCCAGCGGGGUUCGACGAUAUAUAUCAAUGGAUAUAAAUAUCCGAUAUUUAUCAUUUGUUUAUAAAUAUUGCAAUUCAAAAAUGGUUUUUAAAAAAUGUAACAUUGUCGAAAAUAUAGUUUUUUGUGUUUGAAACUGUUUUUCUACUAAAUGUUCUGUUUUUAGUAGAAUUUUCCUUAUCUGAAUUUGUAUUCAUAAAUAAUGCAACAAAAUACUGCUAUGCUUUCCAUACAAAAUCGAUAUAUAUCAAAGUUGGUAUAUAUCCGAUAUAUAUCAUAAAUAUCCGAUAUUUUGAUAUUUAUUAUAAAUAUCGGAUAUUUUCGAACCCUGCAAUUUUCGCAAGGUUCUUAUUGCAACAAAACAUAAUCCCGAUUGAUCCUCUUACCUCCUUGAAGGAAUUUUAGCUGAAAACGUCCUUAUUAUAUUUGAAGCAUAAAAACUCUUCUGUGAGGAAAAGCCACAUUGAUUCAAUUAAUAGAUAUUUAAGCUGUUUUGAAUGAAGGUUUCACCUUCUCAGAAAUCGGCCGUGUCCUAACGAUUGCUAUUAAUUUACUAUUAGUUGUAAAUAAACACCGUUCCAACGGAUUUGAUAACAUUUUGUAAUUUGUAUUGACUUCCUACCUCUGAUUUGUAUGAAGGAAAAUGUAAACAAGUUUUUUGGUAAUUUCUGAUCUAGACCCAUGACACUGCUACCAGUCUAUAGUUGUAUAGUUUGGUAAGCCAUUUCACACAGUAGAAGAGGUAACAAAUUUGAAAUGGCACCUUUUUACUGACAAUGUGGGUUUGCCGGUUUAUAUCACUAUUGUAUUUAAUUAGUAACCCUUAUAAGUAAACUUUAGGGAUAUUAAAAAACAUAUGUUGCUUUGUUAUCUAUUGUUUUUAGAUAGAUAUAGGCAUAUUACUUAAAUAUUAUAUUUUGUAUUUAAGUGUUUUUAUUUCACUCCUUACUGCAUUUAAAAUUGGUGAGUUUAUUAAUGGUGAGAAAAGUAAACGAAUUGGUUUCAUGAAAAUCUAGGUGUAUUAUAUUUAAAAAAAGAAUCCAACUGCAUUUUGACCGACAUUCUGGCUCAUCCGCCAAUCUCCUAUGAUUAUGAUUUUAACUUGUAUUUUUACUAAUCCUUGCAUUAUAUUAAAGAUAUAGUUUUUUAAAUUGU